Messenger RNA from Myripristis murdjan (pinecone soldierfish), 2254 nucleotides. RefSeq names its product mediator complex subunit 30 (gene med30). Bases 153 to 719 code for a protein of 188 amino acids. The record is from RefSeq and is a predicted model, not a curated record. Gene Ontology annotation, biological process: positive regulation of DNA-templated transcription. Gene Ontology annotation, molecular function: transcription coregulator activity. The transcript has 5 exons. Gene Ontology annotation, cellular component: mediator complex. Lineage: Eukaryota; Metazoa; Chordata; Actinopteri; Holocentriformes; Holocentridae.
CAGCUGGGAUACUGGGGGCAAAGCAAAGCAGUUGACAUGUCAACAAAACAGAUAAAUUAUCACCACUCAGGCAUGUAAAGGUGUGCCAGUGUGGAAUAGCCUGACAGGUAGCUCCGCCUACACGCACACCUGUGUCUCCACCUGCUGUCUCCAUGACGACCCCUCCCCUAGCAACCCCGUUUGGUGGGCAGCAGCAGCAGCAGCAGCAGCAACAACAGCAGCAGCAGCAGCAGCAGCAGCAGGCCCAGGCGGCACGGGAUGUCAACACGGCGUCUCUGUGUCGGAUCGGUCAGGAGACGGUCCAAGACAUCGUCCUCAGGACCAUGGAGAUCUUCCAGCUGCUGAGGAACAUGCAGCUUCCUAACGGAGUGACGUACCACCCCAACACCCACCAGGACAGGCUGGGAAAACUCCAGGAGCACCUGCGCAUGCUCUCUGUGCUCUUCCGCAAGCUCCGCCUCGUUUAUGACAAAUGCAACGAAAACUGCGCUGGGCUGGACCCCAUCCCCCCAGAGCAACUGAUUCCCUUUGUGGAGGAUGACAGCUCCAAACAUGAAGAUCGCUCAGCCAACCAGAGCCGCCCUGCCACUGAGGAGAGGAGAGAAAUCCUGGAGGUCAAUAAGAAGCUGAAGCAGAAGAAUCAGCAGCUGAAGCAGAUCAUGGACCAGCUCCGCAACCUCAUCUGGGAGAUCAACUCCAUGCUGGCUGUCAGGAACUGAACCACACACACUAUUAUGCUCACAUAUACACAACACAAGCACGCGCACACACACACACAUUUCAUCACAAACAGCUGACAGGAAGACGUGGUCAUUAACUGGAUGUGUGACAGGGCUCGACAGACUGACUGAGGCCGCACUUUUACAGAAGAAAUUGGGGCUUUUGGCAAUAUAAAAAUCCUUCCUGAAACAGAAGUAGAAUGACAGAAGGAGACGGAGAGGCGAGAAAUGAAGACGAAAGGGUUUGAGGAAGCAGACAGGAGCGAGGACGUCCCAUGGAAGACUGGGAUUGGGGGCGUCUGAUGAUAAAACUGUGGGUGACAACAUAAAAAAAUUCUAUUUCAAUGUUACAGGUUUCAGAAAAGUGAGCAUUCUGACUUUGAAUUAAUCCUAAGAAUUGAUACAUAUGCCGUAUGCAUUUGUAGGUAUUAGGUCAACAUAGAGUUUAUGCCUGUAGAAACACAUUGAUAUAUUCUAUUUAAUCCUUAUAUCCUUAUAAGAUAUUUAUUACAUGCAUAUUUCAUAGUAUUAGAAUUGACUGCAGUCCGUAAUUUCAGAACAUACUGUUUUAUAUGUUCUUUAAACACUUUAGAAAGGAAGAUAUACUGUAUAUCUUCACGAUUCUCUUUUAUUACAUUGUAUUUCCUCCGCUUUUUAUUUUUGGGGUUUUGAUAUAAAACCGUCAGUGGUCUGCUCCCGCUGGGCUCGAUGUGUCAUCACGAUGCCUUGUUAACAAUGGGACUCCUGCUGAAAUGUAUUUCUUGCUGUGAAUUUUGGGAGUCAACUCUGUUUUGUGCUGUAUUUUUCCUACAUUUUAUCUGUUGUGUAUCUGUUUUAGGAGGACACCUAGUUCCAGUGUGUGUGUGUGUGUGUUUGUGUGUGUGUGUGUGUGUGUGUGUGUUUGUGUGUGUGUGUUUGUCGGGUGGCGCCUGUCUUUGGUCUCUGUGGGUAUUUUGGAUUUUCUCUCAGACUUUUAAAAGCCUCGUUUAUAGAUGAGAAAAGAGACGCAGAAGAAGAAUUCACAAAGGAUCCGAUCCUGCCGUUAACACACAGACAUGAGCUAAAAUCUGAGUUUGUGUGCACAUAAACACACACACACACACACACACACAAAUUCAGUAGAGCAGCACUGUCAGGUCGCGGACAUGCAUGAGAAUAUCAGUGUCUGAUAUGGAUGUGUUCAAUAAUUCAGAGCCUUGCCAGGGUCAUAUCCAAGAUGUGUUAUGAGGCUGUUGUCCUCAGGGAGACGCAGAAGGAUGCAGCAGUGGAGCAGCGAAGAAGCUUUCAGCAGAGCAAAAAAAAAAAAAAAAAACAACAAGAAAAAAAAACAGUGCUUUGAGUAGUGACUAAUAAAGCCCUCCUCAGUGGUGUAAUACAGAGGUGGUUAUUGUAUCUCCGAGGGCAACCACAUCAAGGGACUAUUAUUACUGUACAAAUGGAGCGUGUUAUUGCAUCCAGCUGAAGCAGAGGUCAGGGUGGCGGCUUUAUUUGUCCAUGUUCACUCUGUCUGAAAUACAAUAAAGCAAAUGAAAACA